Messenger RNA from Teleopsis dalmanni, 423 nucleotides. RefSeq names its product dynein heavy chain 10, axonemal-like. The transcript is spliced from 2 exons. The annotation marks the transcript as partial. NCBI's taxonomy places the organism in Eukaryota, Metazoa, Arthropoda, Insecta, Diptera, Diopsidae. The record is from RefSeq and is a predicted model, not a curated record. Gene Ontology annotation, molecular function: ATP binding.
UUUGAAGGUGCAGAAAUUAAACUUGAUCGAAAAGUUGGCAUAUUUGUUACAAUGAAUCCCGGCUACGCUGGCAGAACUGAGUUGCCAGAAUCCGUUAAAGCACUUUUCCGUCCAGUAACUUGUAUUAAGCCGGAUUUGGAAUUGAUUUGCUUAAUAUCACUUUUUUCUGAUGGUUUUCUAACAGCAAAAGUUUUGGCUAAGAAAAUGACUGUGCUCUAUAAGCUGGCUGAGGAGCAAUUAUCCAAACAGUGCCAUUAUGAUUGGGGCUUACGUUCAUUAAACUCUGUACUACGUAUGGCGGGUGUGAUGAAACGUAAAUCGGAAGAGUUGCCCGAAGCUGUUGUACUUAUGCGUGUACUGCGUGAUAUGAACUUUCCCAAAUUUGUGUUUGAAGAUGUGCCAUUGUUUUUGGGUCUCAUUCGA